Messenger RNA from Penicillium angulare, 1575 nucleotides. RefSeq names its product MFS transporter. Gene Ontology annotation, molecular function: transmembrane transporter activity. Bases 1 to 1575 code for a protein of 524 amino acids. The record is from RefSeq and is a predicted model, not a curated record. Gene Ontology annotation, cellular component: membrane. NCBI's taxonomy places the organism in Eukaryota, Fungi, Ascomycota, Eurotiomycetes, Eurotiales, Aspergillaceae. The transcript has 3 exons. Gene Ontology annotation, biological process: transmembrane transport.
AUGGGUUCGCAACAGCAGCAAGAGAGUGUCACGACCCUCUCGGUGGACAAUCAUGAUGAAAAAGCCGACAGGGAGCUCGACCUCGAAAAACAGCCUACGAAUAAACCAAUUACAAAUGCAGCCUCAGCUCUACCACUAUACCCCGAGACAGACCUGAGUCGCGGACUCGUUGGAUGGGAUGGGCAAGAUGAUCCUGCAAAUCCUCAAAACUUUGCCGGUUCCAAGAAAUGGGCCUUGCUCGGUCUCAUCAGCGCAUUCACAUUUGUAUCACCACUUGCAUCUAGCAUGUUCUCACCCGCUGUCGUCUAUGUUGGGGAAGAUUUCAAUGAGUCAAACGAGACAAUUCUCUCCAUGAGUGUCAGCAUCUAUUUAAUCGGAUACACUGUUGGGCCACUCUUCCUGGCCCCCUUGAGCGAGAUUUAUGGUCGCCGGGUAGUUCUGAGUAGUGCUAAUUGGUUCUUUGUCGUUUGGCAAAUUGGCUGUGCUCUUGCCAAAAACAUCGAAACUCUCAUUGUCUGUCGUCUAUUUGCAGGUAUAGGAGGAUCCGCCUGUGUAACCCUUGGUGCUGGAGUGGUUGCAGACUUGUUUCCUCGAGAGUCUCGCGGACGAGCAACUUCGAUCUGGAGUAUGGGCCCAUUGAUAGGUCCUGUCAUAGGACCCAUUGCUGGCGGCUUUCUGGGGGAGCAAGUCAGCUGGCAGUGGGUUUUCUGGCUUUUGCUCAUUCUUGGUGGGUCUAUGCAGGCAGGGAUUGAAGUUCUUAACAAGGAAACAUACGCCCCCGUUAUCAUCAAGUGGAAGGUUCAAGAGCUGUCCAAGGAACUUGAUCGCACUGAUCUGAUCAGUGCGUAUGAUGUUGGCAAGGAGCCACAAUCUACCAAGCAAAUCCUAAAACGAAGUCUGCUUCGCCCUGCGUUGCUAAUUUGCAAAUCCCCAAUCGUGAUGGCUCUCUGCUUGUAUAUGUCUCUAGUAUACGGCCUUUUAUACCUUUUCUUCACAACGAUUUCCACCGUUUUCACCAGUACCUAUGGAUUCAGUGUUGGCGUGUCGGGACUUGCGUAUCUAGGAAUCGGCCUAGGUUUUGCAGUAGGCCUUUUAAUUAUGGGUCUGACCAAUGAUCGUAUGGUUGCAAGGCUCACUGCUCAGAACGGCGGCAAGUUCGAGCCUGAAAUGCGCAUGCCAACUAUGAUCAUUUUUGCCUGCAUUAUACCAAUCAGUUUCUUUUGGUACGGUUGGACUGCUGAUAAGCACGUCUUCUGGAUUGUUCCCAUCAUUGGCAUGUUUCCAUUCGGCGUUGGCAUGAUGGGAGUAUUCAUGCCUAUCCAGACAUACGUGAUUGAUUGCUAUCCGGCUUAUGCGGCUUCGGCUAAUGCGGCAUUGACGGCAACACGAUCGCUUGUCGGUGCUCUUCUACCUCUUGCUGGGCCAUCCAUGUUUGAUUCAUUGGGUCUUGGAUGGGGCAAUUCAUUACUCGGAUUCCUGGCGCUCGCGUUUGUCCCCAUUCCAAUCAUCUUCAUCAAAUUUGGAAAGAAUAUUCGAGAGAGGUGGCCUGUCGAUCUGGAAGGCAAAAAGAUUUGA